AUGAUGGCUUGCAACAAGAAACAUGAACUAAAGGAAUAUUGGACAAUCGAUCCCGAAAAUCCUUGCUCAUCUGGCGAAAAAGUCAAUCAAGUGAUGAAGUAUUACCGUUUUUGCGAUAUUCACAAAUAUUUGCAUUUUUCUGACAAUGAAGAUGCCCUGUCGAUUGGUGACAAAAUGAGCAAAGUAAAGCAAUUGGUUGAUGAACUCAAUAAGAACUUUGCAAAAUAUUAUUCUCCUGGAAGAAAUAUCUGCAUAGACGAAAGUUUAAUCCCAUGGUAUGGUCGUGGUCAACGGGUUUAUAUAAAGAAUAAGAAUGCAGGCUAUGGAGUUAAAGAGUUCAAACUUGCAACCGGAAACGGAUACGUUUUGCGUGUUCUUCCUUACAUUUCUGAUCCGGAAAUUUCAAGUGUAAAUGCGGAUUAUGUUUGUCAAGUCCUACUUCAAGGUUAUUUGAAAAAAGGUCAUGUUCUUUGCACUGAUAAUUGGUAUACAUCAAUUCCAUUGGCUGUUUGGCUAGCAAAUAACAAGACUUAUCUAGUUG
Messenger RNA from Rhagoletis zephyria (snowberry fruit fly), 541 nucleotides. RefSeq names its product piggyBac transposable element-derived protein 4-like. The record is from RefSeq and is a predicted model, not a curated record. Lineage: Eukaryota; Metazoa; Arthropoda; Insecta; Diptera; Tephritidae.